UCUAGAUUAUUUUGGAUUAAUACGGUUAGUUAUCGCUCAAUAUGUGAAGUUGGACUGGAAAUAAUCCAAACAGUUGGUCAAUCUCUGGCCAAUACCGAUCAGUUAAUUAUAAAUCCUACAAUGGUAUAGAUAUGUACAAAGGUAGAAAUAUAACUAUUUUAUUUACAUAGUAAGGAUUUAAUACCUAUCUGAUUUUUUGAGUUGACAAAAGUUACAUUUAAAAUGAUAAUUACAUGGAUCAGUUUCGACAGGAUAUGGAUACGCGAGGACAUUUAACGUUUUUAUCGUUCUACCAAGGAUAAAAAGAUGGUGAUGACAACAAACAAGAAAAACGGGUACUUCCCAGACAGAAGUAAAAUAGAAAAUUGUUUACGUGCUUCACCGGAACCAGGUCCCUUUCUACGAUGUCCCGUGUCAACUCCUUUGAACUCACAUCGACCUCUUCGUCAGAAAAUACCUGAGAGUUUGACGUUUGUGUCUCUAGAUUUUAGUAAGGUCAAGAGUUUUCCAAAAGGACAGCCGCAUAAAGGUCCUCACGGAUUUCGAUUAAAUACAAAUAGGCAUAUGAGAUCAGACAAUCUUGCGAGAAGAAAGAAUUUUGAUUACUAUUAUGUUGAUCAAGCAUUUCAAAACAGAUUAGCUGCAUAUUCAAAUUCAAAAUGGCUGAGGUCCUUGUGUUCACAACCGGUGCCAGAAAUAUUUCACAAAUAUCGACGAAAAGGGGAAAUGUUGGAUGAACCCUUACAAGUGCCAAGAUCAUAUUCCACGCCUGGUGAGCGUUCUAUACAUGACGGAUGGGAUUUAAAUAGUAGACGUGGAGCCCGGGAACAUUCUGCAUUUUCAUCCAACCCAGUAUCAACCAAUAACUCCAACUCGCCUCAGCUAACAAUAAUUACACGAUCUUGUACAACUGUUAAUAUUACUCCACACACUACGAUAGAAAGUAGGGGAGAAUCUCUCCCACUACAACCAUCUCCAAAUCCAGUGGAAUCAUUGGAUGCCGACGACGAGAGUGUAUUUCAACCGUCACCUCAACCUACGCCACGAACAUCUUCCAUCAAACGUGAACCAAUUAGCGAUAUACGACUUCCGACAGGAUAUAGUCCGCUAAUUGAUGAAUCAAUUUACGAACAUUUUGAGCGAAAGGAAAUGAAACUUCCUGAUAUUAAUGCAGCAAGAACUACAACAAAUACCUUCCCAUCAAAACCGCGGAAGGUGUUAGUGGAAGGAAAUAGACAGUCUGUAAACAGUGAACAGAGGUUAAAAAGUCAUGGAUCACCUGCGUUAGGAAAAUCGGGCUACUUGAGCAGAAAACCGGUUACUUCGUUAAAUGAAAUCCAAGAAAAUAUGUAUAAUUUUGGCUAAAGUUGUGUUCAGUGUUGCCGUAGUGAUAUCUUCUUCUCAUGAGAGGAAUAAAAAAAAAGUCAAUAGAUUCGCUAGACAAAAAAACAAAUAAAUCUAAUUAAUUGAUUAGGAAAAACAUUGAAUUUUCAACUUUAUUAAGAGACUUUCCAUCUGAACAUUCCAAAAAAGUUAUACCAUAUAGCACGCAUAUUUGAAAAUACAUAUCAAAUUGUGAAUUAAAUUUGAAAGUAUCUCCUUAACGAUUCAUUGUUAUAUUGUUCUGAACAUGCAUGAAAUAUUUGUCACUGGACGUUAAUCAACAAACAAUCAAUCAAUCAUUCAUUGAUAUCGAGUAGAGGAUAUAUAGUUCACUUUGUAAAAGUCUCGUCAAUUGAAUGUACAUUUUUGUAAUUAAGGAUAUAUUGUAAACUCACAUUAAUUUACAGAUAUGUUUAUAGUCGCAAAAUCUGAAAUCUUACUGCCAUUUAGUUUGUUGUGAAUUGCUAUGUUUUUUUCAGAGAUUUAAAUUUGUACUUUCUAUCACUAUCAAUAUUAUUCUACAACGAAAUGUACAUAAAAACAUGUUUUUCGAAGCUAAUAAAUAAUGGUUGCAUACAGUGA
Molecule: messenger RNA, 1965 nt
Organism: Mytilus californianus (California mussel)
Lineage: Eukaryota; Metazoa; Mollusca; Bivalvia; Mytilida; Mytilidae
Exons: 2
Coding region: 307-1365 (352 amino acids)
Source: RefSeq, a predicted model, not a curated record